Oncorhynchus masou masou (cherry salmon) is the source of this 1195-nucleotide messenger RNA. It is a transcript of the gene nppcl2, whose product is annotated as natriuretic peptide C-like 2. Gene Ontology annotation, biological process: cGMP biosynthetic process; receptor guanylyl cyclase signaling pathway. Gene Ontology annotation, molecular function: hormone activity. Bases 1 to 420 code for a protein of 139 amino acids. Gene Ontology annotation, cellular component: extracellular region. The transcript has 2 exons. The record is from RefSeq and is a predicted model, not a curated record. NCBI's taxonomy places the organism in Eukaryota, Metazoa, Chordata, Actinopteri, Salmoniformes, Salmonidae.
AUGGCUGCUUCAUCUUCUUCUUCCACCCGUACCCUUCUCCUCCUCAUCCUCCUCUCCUCUCUGUCACUGAGUGUGGAGUCUCGACUCUCGUCCCAACCCUUGCCCCGACCAUCACCUCGGAAACACGACACACAGGUACUAGAUAAUCUCUUCAGUGCUCAGCUCCGCUCUCUGAUCCUCAACCAACCAGACAUCACCUCUGAAGGUUCCACUUCUGGCCCCUCCCAUUCCUACCGUCCUCCCUCCCAGGGAUUGGCUGGUCGCGGCAUGGGGGCGGGUCCUGUGGUUCCCAGGUUGUUCCUAGACUUUCUGCGCCAACAGAGGAUGUUCCGUGGGCGGAGCAGGAAGAGCGCCACCGCCAGGGGAUGCUUUGGCAUGAAGGUGGACCGCAUCGGAUCUAUCAGCGGUCUGGGAUGCUGAUUGGACAACCGCCAGUGGCCUUGUGUUCUGAUUGGCUACCUUUCACCCCACUACUUCCUGGGUGUGUCAGAGACUGAGGGAAGGCUGGGAGAUCUCUAACUGACAGACAGACGGAUGUAACAUUCCCACCCCUUGAUAUCUAACCGCUGAACUAUGAACUGUGAUCCUGUGUGACUGUAGAGGUCAUCUCCCAAAACCCCAAGUGACCUAUAGGUGUUCUGAGGCUUCCAUGUGAGAGCUGAUACUAAUGACCUUUGACCUCUAACCACUGGCUCUGUUACAGCCAGUACAACUAACCCAUGGGGUGUGUGUUUGUGUAUAAUGUGUGUGUGUAUGUAUAUAAUGUGGGUGUAUAAUGUUUGUCAUUCCAUUGUAUCCAUGUAUAACCUGACAGGCCUUCUGUUGUGUAAACUUGCAAGUGAAACUGAGACCAACAUGUGUCAAACAUGUUUACAUCUUCCCUGUAACACGCUACCAGUAACACGCUACCAGGACCUGCUGUGUGUUCUACUGUCUGUUCUCUGUAACAUGUUAACUGUGUAUUAGUCUGAUAUGGUUUACAUAUAUCACUGUCAGUGGAUCAGGACUGGGCUCAAAUCAGACUUCAAUACACUGAAUUAUUUAAUGAAUCCAUCAUUCUGGUACUGAAAGCUGAAUUGGCCCCAACCCUGAGUCCAUAUGGAUGAAGAGAAGUGUUUAUAUCUACAUGCUGGAAGUCAAAGAACUUGUACUAGACUAAAUGAGUUCCUGUUUCUCUGAAAUAAUAAAACAGCUC